Molecule: messenger RNA, 4398 nt
Organism: Pseudomyrmex gracilis
Lineage: Eukaryota; Metazoa; Arthropoda; Insecta; Hymenoptera; Formicidae
Exons: 3
Coding region: 417-3584 (1055 amino acids)
Biological process (GO): protein ubiquitination; negative regulation of gene expression via chromosomal CpG island methylation
Molecular function (GO): ubiquitin protein ligase activity
Source: RefSeq, a predicted model, not a curated record
CAUAAUAUCAAAUCAAACAAAAUUAGUAGUAGCUAAACUGUAGAAUGGCUUACUAUAUAACCGUUACAAACAGAUAAUAGCACUUAAGCCGGGAACACACGAAAAAACUUAAGCAUUAAGCAAAUCAAUCAAUCCCAACCCGACAUUUUUUUGAACGUAGCUUACAUUUGAGAAAAAUGUCGGCCUGUGAUUGGUUGAUUUACUUAAUGUUCAAGUUAACUACUUAAGUUUUUUCGUGUGUUCCUAGCUUUAGUCGCAUGUUUACAUCAAAGGUUUGUUGUAAAUUAUCGACGGAACAAUUGCGGUGAAUCGCGGCCAUUUGCAUUCGUAGGACGAAUCACUAUCUGAAUGUAGAACAAAUUAUUUCGAUUGACAUACGCGCAGUUUGCCGUGUGAUUGUGAUUCUUGUUUGUAAAAUGCCAAGAGCGAAUGAUGAUGUUUCAAGAAUUGUGUGCGAAAAUACAAUUCAGGAAAAUGAAAGGAGACUAUUGGAAGCGCGAAUUAAGAAUCAGGGAAAGGGCUUAAGAAAACAAGAUCUGAACAAACUGUUCAUCAAACUCAAUCAAGCUGUGGAGACGAACUCGGAAGAAUCUUCAGAGAAAUCGAGCCUAUCCUGGUACAAUAGAAAUGCUGGAAGUUGCUGGUAUGGUCCAGUUCCAGGAUUUCCAUCUGGAUCCUGGUGGGGCAUACGCAUGGACUGUUCCAGAGACCGUGUGCACAUUCCCUUCAAUGCUGAUAUACAUGAAGGUUCUUUUGGUAUUAUCUCUGUUUGUACCUCGCACACUAACAUGAAAGAGGAUGUGGAUUUUGGCAAUUUUCUCACUCUCACUGGCCAAGUAUACCACGGAGAGAGAUCCAAAGUGGAUUGUUUCAUUUACAAUUACAAGAACCAGAUACCAUUGAGAUUAAUCAGAAGUUACAACUUACAAAACAACAUUGCUCCUAAUACAGGAUACAGAUAUGACGGGCUGUAUGUAGUCAUAGGUUGUUGGAUAGGUGUUACUUCAAAUGGAACUAAGUACAACAAAUAUGCUCUAAUGCGUUUAGCCAGUCAGGAAUUACCAAGCUGGAGUGUCAAGCACUCAGAGGAUACAUGGUCCAUGCAACAUAAUAAUUCAAACGCCUGUAAUCUAAAAACAGAUGCGUGUAACACUAUUAGUAUUUGUAAAAAACGACAACGUGAUUAUAAUUCUGAGAGUCUGUCUGUAACGAUUCCAAUAACCAAUAACAAUAACAAGUUUAUGUCUGAAAGUUCUAUUGUAACACGUCACGUCUUUAAGAAAUCAGCGAGCAACGUAGACAGUGCGAUAUCAGUUUCAGUAUCUGAUCAAAAGACAUUAACUUGUCUUGGUGUCACUAAAACUCAUAGUACAAACAUCUCGAUACGUACGGGCCUGUAUGAAUCGGCACAUAACGCGCCGGAGAUGAAAAAAAGCGUCUCGACGAUGUUACACAAAUCGUCCAAGCAGAACGAUGUCGCUCUUCGCACGACAUCAGAAGUAAACAGUGGUUGCUUGACAUCGAGAGAAAGCAGCAAGUUUAUUGGGAAGAUAAAUACAAAUAAUGCUGAUCAAUCUUCAGAUACAGAUGUCUUAUCCACCGAUAACUCGAACGGGAGCGUUUUUCUGAACAAUAAACAUAAAAGAAAGUUAUGCUCAGAAGCUAUACACUGGUUAGAAACUUCACUUCCGUCAUCUUCGUCUUUAAAUAGUCCCGUUAAUGAUAUAAUCGAUUGCAAGAAAGAAUGUAAAGAACAAUUGUCGACUGUACAGAAAUCAAAUAAUAAAACUUUGAGAAAUUCGGCGAUAUUGAACGAAAGUAAUUCUAAAUACUGUGAUACUUGGAAGAGUGAUCCAAUUUCUUUGCAAAAUGUAAAAUCUUUUGAAUCUUUAACACCAGACAAAAUUUUGAAUUUGAUCAACAAAGAAAAGCAUCAUCCUCUGUCCAAGUUAUUGAUCGGUAAUGUGAUUGGAUUAACGGUUGAAGAACUUAUGAAAUCAACCGCGUCGGAAGUGAGCGGUCCGAAUCUGGAAAGUGAAAUUUCGCCCAAGAUAAAUCUAAGAAAAAUAAGUAAAGGCAAAGACAAUGUAAGAGAGAAUGUCGUAUGUUUAAACAAUAAGAGAUACUGUAAAUAUUCCAAAUCGAAAAGAUUAUCUUUGAAAGUAAAAAAACAAACGGAUGAAUUCAAUAACAUGCAACUUGGUGUGGAACGUCAGUCCUGCAAUAAUCAGAAACGUAAUACCAAUACGAGAAGAAGCGAUCGAAACGCUAUAUCUGAAGGAAACGGUUUAUUGCCAUUCCGCGUCAGACAAACGUCGCUUCAAACCAUUGCAAAAAGUACUCGCAGCUCGUGUGAGAUAAAAACACGUCUGAGAACUGAUAGAGACACGUUAAUAGCAAAGCGGAAAUUCCCGAACUCGUCAAUUAAGAAGAACAGAUACAAGAAACAAGAUAGAGAGAUCGCGAAUUUGUCGAUAGACGCUAAUUUUGGCCCUAUAACACGCGGGCCUAGAAACCGGAGAUUGCGAUAUAAAGCCAGUAUGUAUACAAACAAGAGAUAUUAUAGCACCUUCAAUGCCGUAAUAUAUCCGCCUAAAAAGCGACACAAUUUCAAACGUAAGACCAAACUGACCAAAGUCUCCAGAGAAAAGAAUGCCAAGGCGACAUACAGAGUAUCGAAUAUUCUGCAUACAACUGGCAAGAAUAUUAACAAUUCGAUCAAAAAACGAAAAACUUUUUGCAAUAUUACUGAGAAUGAAAGUAACAAUAAUACCGGCGAUAGAAAUAGAGAAAAUAGAACCGUAGUGCCUGUUGACAACAUCUCUAAGACUUCUCUUGAUCGGAGUUUUCGAAAGAAAAUGAUGCGAACACAUCGGUCCGCUCAAACGUCGCAUUUAAAUAACCACUUUCAUCAAAAACAGAUGAAAAGAUCUAAAAUGGCAGACGCGACAACGCAGUGCAGACUCACGUCAGAUCCGGAAGUUUAUAUUAUUGGACAAGUGGACGACCAAAGAACUAUUUUAAAAAUGGAAUGGGAUAAAUUGCCGAAAUUUAAGUCGGAAUCUGUAUGCGGCAUCGUCCUCAAUAAUCCAGAGAUUUAUCAAAAUCCGAGGUUUUGUUUCACAUCUGCGAAAGAUGGUGCAUGUCAUGACGAACAUGUGAAUUCUCUGCAGGACAGACCAUCCGCUUUCGUGCCUGUAAACGCAUCCAACAGUAAUCUGCGGAUCGCGCGACUUAGAUCGAUCGGUUUCAAACCUAUAAUUAAGCCACGAUCUCCGAUCCACGAUACAGAGAUUAUUCGGAACGAUCUUAUAACUAUGAAUAAAAAAACAAAACGGGAUGUUACCGAGAAGUGCAAUGACGAAAAUAACGUCGUUUUUGCGGAAGAUACAUUGCAAUAUCAGGAUAUUGAAAAGGAAGAUGAGGAAAGUGCCCUAAUAGCGAAUAUAUUGAUGAAAUCGACACCAAAACCCAUACAAGAUGAAGCUUUAUUUUUGUUACCUUCGUGCAAAAAUUUGGAAUCUCCUUGGCACGGUUGGAAAAAAAUUGAAACGGACAAACGUUCGUACUGGAUCGGCUGGUAGUUGAUUUUUGUACAACCGUAAAUCUGUAUGAGAUAAUUUUGUUGACGCAAUUAGAAGAGAAUAACUCAUUUUAUCUAAUAUAAUUUACAAUAUUAUAUUGUAUAUCUUUAUGUUUUGCCAAAAAAAUUUAAAGGCUGUUUUUUAGUAAUAUUCUAAAUUAUUUUUCUAACGGUAGUAAUAUAAUAUAUUGGAAUUGAGACUAACAUGGUUUUAAAAAAGUACCAGCAAAUUAAGUAUCACCUGUAUUAUAUAAUUAAAGUUUUCUUUUAAAAUAUAUAUGUAUACAUAUGUAUGUAAAUUGUGUAUGUAUAUUUCCUCUACACAAGUUUGAGAUAUAUUAUUAACAGAUGUGUUUUUUUUCUUACUCUCUUGUAAAUAAAUAAUAUUCUAUUUAUAUAGCAUAUUGUCUCUUAUCUUUAUUAUAUAUGACAUGUAAUAGGACAAUAAAAUUUGUUCAUAGAUUUACAUUUUUGUUCUCUUCUUUUUGUUCAUAAACGAUGAUGACAGAUUCCGGCAUUAAAGUGCUAUCAUAUAAAAUAGAUUUUUGUUCAUCACACGGUCACAGUCGUCUAUUAUACUUUAAAAAAGAUCUAAAUAUUUAUACAAAUAUGUUGCGCACGAAAGACACCAAAUAUCAAAUAUUUAUUUUUAUUCGUAUAUGACACAAAAUACUCAUAAAUUGUUCUUUCUCUUUUACACGCGCAUAAUAUAAGUAAGUAGUUAUUAUCGCGUUCUUCCUUUUAUAUAUCUUUUACGUAUUUUUCGAAAGAGAAAAAAGAGACUUCUACUUUUGAAAGAAAAUAUCAAAUUUUUA